Molecule: messenger RNA, 1370 nt
Organism: Tribolium madens (black flour beetle)
Lineage: Eukaryota; Metazoa; Arthropoda; Insecta; Coleoptera; Tenebrionidae
Product: p21-activated protein kinase-interacting protein 1-like
Exons: 2
Coding region: 227-1327 (366 amino acids)
Molecular function (GO): protein binding
Source: RefSeq, a predicted model, not a curated record
UAAUUUAUGAAAAUACAUAGUUAAAUAUUAAAAAAAAAUGAACCAAACAUCGAAACCAAACGUUACCGAUGUUAUGUCAUCGACAAAUUAUCGAUGUUCGACAUCGAUGUUGUAAGCAAAAAAUCGAUGUUUUAAUAACAUCGAUGAUUCUUGCCCAUCUCUAUUACAACCUAACCUCAAAUUGUCACGUUACUUGAGACGUGUUGAUGAACUAGUGCAAAAAAUUAUGAAAGCGUCGUCGUUUGAGGUAAUAGCAGGCAGCUACGAGGAGUUCCUGUUGGGUUUCAACUUCUCACCAAAGGAAGGCCAACUUGUGCAAAGCUUCGCCGCUCACGACCACUCCGCAAGUGUCCGUUGCGUGGCCCUUUCAAGCCCUUACUUGGCUUCAGGGGGCGCCGAUGACCGUAUUUUCAUCUACGACUUGAAAUCGCGAAAACAACAUUGCGCCCUGACCCACCACAAUGCCACAAUAACUUGUCUCCAGUUCACCGAAAAUCACUCACAUUUGUUAAGCGGCAGUUCGGAUGGAGUCUUAGCCAUUGUGCGAGUUGGGAAUUGGCAAUUGGAGAAAGUUUGGGAGAAAGCACACAAGGGUUCGGCGAUUUUAGACAUUGCUGUUCACAGUUCUGGGAAAUUGGCGUUGACUUUGGGGGCGGAUGCACAUUUGUGCACUUGGAAUCUCGUCAAGGGGCGUCAGGCCUAUGUCAUCAACCUGAGCAACAAAUGUAAAAAUGCGAGAAGUUUGGAGAGGAUAGUGUGGGCCCCUGAUGGGGUCAGGUUUUUGUUAUAUGGGGGCAAGUUUACGGAGAUUUGGAGUAUAGAGACUGGGGGCGUGUUGAAUCAAAUUGAACACGGGGAAAAGGUCACAGGGUGUGCCUGGUUGAGUGAUACGAUUUUGCUAGUGGGGCACGAAAAUGGGGAAAUUUCGGUUUUGAAUCUAGAAGACAAUAGUACUGAAGUGUUCAAAGCCCACGAUAGUAGAAUUAAGGGAAUUGCUUUGUAUAAAAAGAGAAUUGUCACGAUUUCAAGUAGUGGGGAAAUUAAAAUUUGGAAUAAGGAUUUUGACGAGUUAGCUGUGACUGAAACUGGAUGUCGGCUUACUUGUCUCUCUGUGGUGCCCCCUAUUAAAAUCAAAAAUGAAGAAGAUAUAAACGAAGAAAGUGUCUCUGAAACAAACACAAGCGAAAUUACGCAAAAGAAGAAAUUCUCAAAGGCGCAAGUGGUUGAAGAAGUUGAAGACAAUGAAGUGAUUGAAGUCAGGAAAAAGAAGAAGAAGAAACGAGACUUGGAAGUUGAUGAACAAAAAUUGAAGAAAAAAGUUAAAUAAUGUUAAUUGAAACUCGGUAAAUAUAAAUAUUUUUAACAAACUA